AAAACGCUACAGACAGACAGAGCUCAACUGUCAUAAUUUCCACUCGUUAUUGUAGUGUUUUAGUUAUCAAUUUUUAUCUUUAAAGCAAUAAUAAUAACAUAGAUAUAUUAAAUAUAGAUAAUUUCUGUUAAAUCCAAUUUUACCAUUAGUGUGUGAAUUAUGGGGUCGUGAUAAUUACUUCGGGGUUGUCAAAAUUAAAAUUGUUUCGUUUCAAAUCCACUUGAACUUGGUCGAGUUUUGAUAUAGUUAAAUAGCGUUCAGUGCCAACAGUGUGGUGUGUAAGAUUCUAUUUUUUGUUCCGUUCGUGAGCAGACUGUGAAAUAAUUCGACAAUGUCUAAGGUGUCCCUACAGAAUAUACCAUCCAAUCCAAGAAUCAAUCGGCUGAGAACGUACUCAAGGACUGAAAGCGAAACAUCAUGCGAGGAGGCGGCGCGACUGACGGCAGAGGGGGCCGAAGACGAUGAUGAGGCCUACGACUACGGGGCCUUACCUCCGCCCCCCGACGGGGGCUACGGCUGGGUCGUGGUCUUCGCCUCCUUCAUGUGCAACCUCAUAGUCGACGGCAUCGCAUACACAUUUGGAAUAUUCCUCCCAGAGCUCGUCACGUACUUUGGAGAGGGGAAGGGAACCGUGGCGUGGGUCGGAAGUUUGCUCUCCGGCGUGUACUUGGCUGCCGGUCCCAUAGUAUCAGCGUUAUGCAACAAAUACGGGUGCCGCGCGGUGUGCGUGGCGGGCUCGCUGGUGGCCGCCUCGGCUUUCGUGCUCUCCACCUUUAGCAAGAACGUCACCGUCAUGAUGAUCACCUACGGCCUGCUUGGAGGCAUAGGCUUCGGUAUGAUCUACCUCCCGUCAGUAGUGGCCGUGGGCUACUACUUCGAGGCGCGGCGUUCCCUUGCCACCGGCAUCGCCGUGUGCGGCUCUGGCGUGGGCACGUUCAGCUUCGCGCCGCUCGCCGCCAUCUUGCUCAACGAGUUCGGCUCGUGGCAGAACGCUAAUCUGCUGCUGGCUGGACUCAUUCUGAACUGCGCGGUGUUUGGAGCGCUUAUGAGGCCGCUCGUCUAUCCUAAGUCAUCUGGAGAGAAGCCCCUCCUACAACGCAUGGCAGAAGAAAAGCGACUCCAAAUGGAGCGCGGCUCGAUCGGUGGCUCAUACUUCGUGGUCCAACUGCCCGACGGUACUAUGGAGAAGAGGCUGAAGGCCACGGACAAGUCAGGGCAAUAUUUGCAGGCCCCGCUGAACGUGGACCCCGGCGUGCACUCGUCGCUCAACCUGGAGGCGCUGGCGCGCGUGCCCACGGUGCCCAACAUGCCCGGCGUGCCCACUGUGCCCACGCUGCCCACCAUCACGGAGGCGAGGGUUACGGAUGAUAAUGGAGACAAGAAGAAGGUAUCCAAAUCUGUCGUAUUUGGCUUUCGCCAUGGAAGUGUCCGAAGGCCGAGGGCACGUGAGGGGGAAAAUGGCGUCACCAACGGCGGCAACCAGAUGUCCCGCAACGUCUCAUCGCCGGCCUUUAGCUCGCAAGCACCCGGGUUGCCCAAGAACGGCUCCGUGCCGUUCUUCGACCGCCAACGCAAGCAGAGCACCGGCGAUAGGUCAGGCGAUAGAUUCAAACCGUCCUUAGCUGCUAUUAAAGCCACAUCCAAAACUUCCAUGAAUAGUCAAUACAGAAUCGAUGGCGACACAGAGAGCGUCAUGUACAACUCGAAGCUGUCUGUGGCGGGGCCGCGCGAGCCGUCCCGCAUGGUGCGGCCCAUGUCCCGCAAGGACAUCUUCUACUCCGGCUCGGUGCUCAACCUGCCGCAGUACCAGAGCCAGAAGAGCCUGCAGGCCUACAGGAACUCCGUGCUAAGCCUGCCCCAGAGCAGGCAGGCUGGGGACGCGGAAGCUCAAGAACAAUACGACCUAUGCCCGUGCUUAUCGCUGCCCCAAUCGUUCAAGUCCGCCCUCGGGUCCAUGCUGGACAUGAGCCUGCUGCGCGACCCCGCGUUCAUGCUGAUCGGCGUGUCCAACAUCUUCGGCAUGGCCGGCCUCUACGUACCCUUCGUGUACAUCGUGGACGCCGCCAUGCUUAAUGGUGUAGAAUCAUCGCAAGCUUCCUUCCUCCUAUCCAUCAUCGGCAUCACGAACACAAUCGGCCGUAUCGCUUGCGGCUGGGUCGCCGACUUUCCCUGGAUGGAUUCACUAUUGCUCAACAAUGUCUGCCUUGUUAUUGCCACGAUAUCUGUUGCCGCGACGCCAUUCUGCGCAUCUUACGGUUCUUAUGUUGCGGUGGCCAUAUUCUUUGGGAUCGCUAUUUCGGGCUACAUCUCCCUGACGUCCAUCAUCCUGGUGGACCUGCUAGGGCUGGACAAGCUGACGAACGCGUUCGGGCUGCUCAUUCUGUUCCGCGGGGCGGCCGCUAUCGUGGGUUCGCCGCUGGCCGGCGCCGUGUAUGACGCUACCAAGAACUACGAUGCGUCGUUUUACAUGGCGGCGGCGUUCUUCCUAGCCGCCACGCUCACCUCCUUCGCUGCUCCUUUGUUUAGAAGGAAACCCGACGAGGUGCAGCAGCCGGGUGACGCGCUGACGCCCAUCGACGAGGACCUGGAGGAGGCGGACGAGGACCCCGACGACACGCCCAUCACCAUGGGCAUGGCGCGCGCCGCGCCCGCCAUCACGCGCACCGCCGCCUCGCCCACCGCCGCGCCGCCCGACCUCAGCCAGCGGGAAAGUGUGCUCUAA
Molecule: messenger RNA, 2722 nt
Organism: Cydia amplana
Lineage: Eukaryota; Metazoa; Arthropoda; Insecta; Lepidoptera; Tortricidae
Product: monocarboxylate transporter 3
Exons: 15
Coding region: 332-2722 (796 amino acids)
Biological process (GO): transmembrane transport; monocarboxylic acid transport
Cellular component (GO): membrane
Molecular function (GO): monocarboxylic acid transmembrane transporter activity
Source: RefSeq, a predicted model, not a curated record